AUGGAAACUUCUGAAAGCAAACCGAAGAAAAUAUGUUUAUUUCAUGAUGUCAAAUAUCGUAAUUAUAUUCAACGAAUUUUGAAUUUAUUGCGUAAAACAGAUUUAAUCGAUCCAUCUUAUAACUACAAUGGUGUUAAAAAAAUGAUUUGUUCAUGCAGCAAUCCGUCCAUGCAAACAGAUCCACUUUUACCACCAACAACUACUAUUCAAAAUAAAAAUAAGAAAACGUCGAAAUCCCAAUUUGUUACUUAUGAAGUGUUCUAUUUGUGUACAAAAAAAUAUCCACAAUGGCCAAACGAUAUUAACUUUAUUUUAUCGACAAAAAUCGAAAAAUUGGACGAUGCAAUAAGUAAAACCAAAUUGUAUACAUUUCUUAUAAAUUGUAUCGAACAAAAAGAACUAUCAAAAACACCGGAAUUAAUCAAAGAAAGAACAUAUAGUCAAGUAGUUGCGAAACCGAGAGGUCAGUUGAAAAACAAAUUCGUUGUUAUUUUAUUAUUUUUUCUCUUUGUUUUAAAUACAGACGAAUUAGCGAUUAUUUCAACAACCCCGCCAGUAACAGUUCGUCGACGACGGAAAAAGUUGCCCUGUAUAAAAAUUACAGAAAUACUCGAUUAUCCCCCAUUAAAGAUUGGUUAUUUAAUAGGUGUAAAAGGAAAAUGCCAUAAACAAAUUACUAGUGAAACGCGUACAAUUAUCCAUUUUCAUUUACCAUAUAUGAAUUUAAACCAGUCAAAUCGUUAUGAACCACAGUUUGAUUUAGACUGUCUCAUGUCUCCCGUGACUACAGUCGACAUUUAUGGACAGUCUCAAAUCGAUGUACAGCGAGCAUAUAAACAAUUACAACAAUUAGUGGAAAAAUUAAAAUUAUAUAAAAAACCACCACAAAAACAAAGGGGUCCAUUUAAAUACGAAUGUAAUAUCUGUCAUUUUGUGAUUGAACGUCGCACCCGCCAUCACCCAUCAAUGUCUGAUUAUCCAAUACAAAAUUAUCAUCCUGGUCACAUUGUUCGUACUCGAGAUCGAGGACAUCAACGAAUAAAAUAUGUUUGGUCAUGUUGUUCGCUCAAUGCGAAAAGUGAAGAAGAUGAUUCUAGAUUUAGGCAUGAAUGUCAAACAUGUGAAGACCAUGAUUUUUCAUUGAGUGAAUGA
Didymodactylos carnosus is the source of this 1152-nucleotide messenger RNA. Lineage: Eukaryota; Metazoa; Rotifera; Eurotatoria; Philodinida; Philodinidae. The record is from the annotation of a GenBank genome assembly.